CUCAGCCAGCGGUGGGCGGGGCGAGUGGAGCGUUGUGUAUAUCGGUCGAAUGUCUCAGCGUUCUAAAAGGCCCGGUCCGGCAGCACGUGGGGGGACCACUCAGCGAGCCCGCGGCGGGUGGAAGGGCUGGGCACGGAGGUAGCGCACGGGGGCUUGGCACCGGCAUCGGGGGUGGGACGGCGAGGAGAGAAGCGGCCGCAAACCAGACCUGGGAGACAGCCGGCUCCACCGGACGCAUCGUUUAAUUUCUGAGGGUGAAUGAAAUGGCGUUGCGCUUCCGCAAUUUCCUGCCGUUCACCAUCCCCGGAGUGCUGGCGCUCAUCGGCUGGUGGUGGUUUUCUUCACGUAAAAAGGAGUGCGUCAGUAACCACGACAGGCAAGAUCUUCCCAGCUUGGAAGAGCGCCAGAAAUGUUCUCCUCCGAAGGAGCCAAGUUCUUGGAAAACUGGACAGUCGGACAGUGAACUUUCUCCACCUCUACAGGUCAGGCAGUGUAGCGAUUCACCCUUUCAAGAACGUCCGACACCUUUAACAGAAGACAGCGCCCAAAGCUUAGAAACGUUGGGAAAAGACCUUCCCGUUGGGGCAACACUAAUCCUCCAACCAGAUUCACUUCAGGACGACAGUGGAGAAGUGGAAGUGAUGGGGCCUCAAGGUGUCCUUGGUUCCCCUUCGCCCAAGAUCUCUCUUCUGGAUGUACAAAGAGUUGAUGACUCCCAAAUGGAUAAGACAGUCAAUGAAGGGAAGCCCGAUUCCAAUCAAGCAUCCAACCAAGGGCUGUUGGCAACUCCUGGGUCUGAAAAAUGGGAGGACAAUAGCAAAGAUGGGAUGGUCCAGAUCGGUUCAUCUGAGAGGCCUUUGAGAGAAGACCAGUAUUCUGCAUCCACCUCUAUGGAUUCUUUCCCCGUCGCCUGCUCCAGAAAGAUAACUGAAGAAGUUCCUGAUGAGAUGCCUAAGGAACGUGUUGAAACGGAAGAAGGAAGCGAUAGUAACAGUGGCGAAGGAGAGGCUGCAGUUGGGACACUGACCAAGUGUGUUGAACCUGCUAGGUCGGAGAUGGUUGAGGAAGGGAUGACGUCCAGUUCAAAGACUGGUAGCAUGUCAAAGCACAAUGGAUGCAGAGAAGUUGGGUAUAAGGGUGGUCUGGAAAAAGAGAGGAUAGGAGCCAUUAGUUUGGACAAACAAGAAGUGGAGAAGAUCGAGCAGGUGGCCAUUCAAAUCAUUUCCAAUGUCAUCCGGGCAGCCACUGAGGAAGUAUUAUCAGGGUCGGUCAGUGAUAUGUCAGAGAGGAUAUGCCAAAUAGCAAGCCGGGUGGAUAGUCCUCGGGAGAAGGUGUGCACUGGAGUUGUUGGCCAAGCAGAAUCCAGCCAGGGUGGUGACUGUGUGAGCCAGAAGGUUGCUACUGUGGAAGUAUCUCCCCUCCUGGAGGAGAACGUCAACCGUCAUGCUACCUAUUCAAGUUGUUUGACUCACGGCCAACUGGUCAACCGAAGUCACAACCGGCUCAGAGACUCCAGUUGUCCCACCAGGCGGUCUGUUGGCAGCCUGACACCAGCUACGAACCACGAGGAGGAGUUUGAGGAUGGUCACAUAGUGAUGGAAGACUCUGGGUGCAGCGCCUGCACCUCGGAAGAUGGGGCUAGUGCCGAGGAUCUCUUGAAAAGUGCUUCAUCUCCACCUCCACAACAUCUGGAUCUGUUGAAUGCCUCCACCAUCAAAGACUCAGAGAACAAGUCCGCGUCGAUCCAGAAGCCACCUUCCUCCAUGUCAACGGAAAACAGGGUGCCAUACAGCAAUGGCGUGCUGAAGGAGGACUUUCCGCCUCUGAGCCACGAACAGCCAUGGCCCACGGAGGCCGAUACAGACCACUCAGGAGGCUCUGACGUGAACAGCAUGGACUCGGUGGACAGCGGCUGUGCUCUCCGCAAGAAUGACAGCUGCCUGACUGCCAAGAUGGGAACGGACUGCAAUAAGGAAGAGCUUGUCAUCUGGGAAAUUGAAAUACCGAAGCACUUAGUAGGACGACUGAUAGGCAAACAAGGGAGAUACGUGAGUUACCUGAAGCAGGCCUCCGGUGCCAAAAUCUACAUUUCCACUCUACCUUACACCCAAGACUUCCAGAUCUGCCAUAUAGAAGGCUCUCAGCAAAACGUUGACAAAGCACUGACCCUGAUUGGAAAGAAGUUCAAGGAUUUGAGUCUCACCAACAUCUACGCUCCCCCACCCCCACCGUUGCCAUUGCAUUCCCUCCCCAUGACCUCCUGGCUCAUGCUUCCUGAUGGAGUUACAGUAGAAGUUAUCGUGGUUAAUCAAGUCAACGCCGGGCACUUAUUUGUACAACAACACACGCAUCCCACUUUCCACGUCCUUCGUAGCCUAGAUCAGCAGAUGUAUCUCUGCUACUCCCAACCUGGGAUUCCUACCAUGCCAACCCCAGUGGAGGUUGGCGUUGUCUGUGCUGCGCCAGGUGUGGAAGGCGCAUGGUGGCGGGCACAAGUGAUUAGCUACUUCAAAGAUGUCAGCGAAGUGGAAAUCAGAUACGUGGAUUAUGGUGGAUACGAACGAGUCAAGAUUGACACGCUUAGACAAAUCAGGUCUGACUUUGUAACCCUGCCGUUCCAAGGAGCUGAGGUUCUUUUGGACAACGUGGUGCCACUUCCAGAUGAUGAUCACUUUUCAUCUGAAGCUGACACGGCUGUUAGUGAAAUGACCAGGGGCACACCCUUACUUGCACAGGUUACAAAUUACGACAGUGCAACGGGCUUGCCACUAAUACAACUGUGGAGCAUGAUAGGAGAUGAGUUGGUGUCCAUCAACCGAACACUGGUGGAACGAGGAUUUGCUCAGUGGGUGGAAAGCUACUAGCAAACCCCUUAACCCAUCUUCUGGACUGUUCUUUCCGCCCCCCCCCCCCCCCCCCGGUCCCUUUGACUUUCUUUCCUCUUUUUGGCACUGUUUCAAAAUUAGGAUUUUGUAGUCCUUCUUCCCGCCCCUUUCCCCCCCCCUCCACCCCUCCACCUCCACCCACCCCACACAAGCAAAUCAGUCAUUAUUUCCACCAGCGAUUUGUGAUGAAUUCAUUUGACUGACCACAGUUUGUAUAGCAUACCUCAUUUUGUUGAAAAGGCAGGGAGUUGUACCAUAAGCCAUUAAACAAAAACAAACCACAGCUUUAAAACUUGGCUCUUCCCCUUUGGUCAAAUGUCAAGUUGUUUAAAAAAAAAAAAAGAAGAAGAAGAAGAAAAGAGAAGAAAAGAAAAAAUUGUAAUAAUAGAGCAAAGAGGUUUGCACCAGUUUGGCUGUGUGUGUAUGGUUUAAGGCAUGUGUUGAGGGUAACGAAAUUUGACUGCUGCCUUGACAUUAAACUGACUUGAAAUAGAGGAGAUAAAUUUGAUUCAGAAAUUCCCCUCCCCCCCAAAAAAAUAUAUUAAUAAAAUAUUUGAAACUUGGGAGCACAUCCGACAUAAUAGGCAUAUCCAUGUUUCUAAUCACAAAAGCUAGCUACCUUACCUAGAACGCUUUAGUUCUAGGUAAGGCCCACCUGCCCCCUUGUUUGAUUGUGACUUCACUUUUAAUUAAGGCUUGGUUUGUGAAAGAAAUCAGGAUACCUUCAUUUUGCAGACCACCUGAAACAAUGAAUUUGACUUCAACCACUACAGCUGCGGCGUUUUUUAAAUUCCCGGUCAUGUUGAAUACCCAGAGAAAAGAAAAAUGGAUCGCCAAUCCUGAUUGUAAGACAUCACUGUUUUCUAGCUGUUUGGAAGAGAAAAAAAAACCUAUGUAAAUAUAUAUAAAAAUCAUUGUAAUAUUUUGUACAAGAGAAAAAAAAAUACUGGAGAAUUAAAAAAAAGGGAACUUCAAACAAAAUGAAUUUUUUUUCCAUACCAAAAUGUCCUCUGUAGAGAAAUAGUUUGGGGUGUAUCAUUACACCGCUUAAAACACUAGAAUGCGUGAAAAACUUUUGACCUUUGUGCAUGAUUCUUUCCCCUGCUUGCUGUAUGGUAGGAAGAGUAAUAAUCAGCAAAUUCUUAUUGCUUUUUUGCUGUACAGAUCUGACUGAACGGGGAAAAACGAGUAACAUUUGGAAUUAAUAUUGCAGUGGUGUCUCUUUUUUUUUUUUUUUUUUGCUCCUUUUUAGAUUGGUUUCAAAUGUGGAAUAAAAAAAAAA
This is a messenger RNA of Thamnophis elegans (Western terrestrial garter snake), 4167 nucleotides long. It is a transcript of the gene AKAP1, whose product is annotated as A-kinase anchoring protein 1. Gene Ontology annotation, molecular function: RNA binding. The transcript has 11 exons. The record is from RefSeq and is a predicted model, not a curated record. NCBI's taxonomy places the organism in Eukaryota, Metazoa, Chordata, Lepidosauria, Squamata, Natricidae. The coding region runs from base 264 to 2864 and encodes 866 amino acids.